Molecule: messenger RNA, 585 nt
Organism: Trichomonas vaginalis G3
Lineage: Eukaryota; Parabasalia; Trichomonadida; Trichomonadidae
Product: protein of unknown function, DUF4106 family
Exons: 1
Coding region: 1-585 (194 amino acids)
Source: RefSeq, a predicted model, not a curated record
AUGUCAAGCAACCCUAUGCUUUUAAGCCGAGUUAUUGGUGCACAGAGUGGAGGUUUAAGAGCGGCACUUUUAGCGAAAAUGGCAGGCUAUGGUGGAGCUGCAGACGGAACAGCUUAUAACCCUCAAAGUCAAAUGAAUUUGAGUUCACUCAAAAAUCAAAUAACAGAUGUCAAAAAGUCAAACAUAGACAUACAGAAACAAAUAAGUGAAAACGAAAAGAAACUAGAAUAUGACAGACACACAAAGAAACUCAAUGAGUUAAACGUAGAGAAAAAGAAGAAAGAAGAACAACUGAAAGAACUAAGUACAGAGGAAUAUGCGAAAAAAGUGUCAGAAAAAGCAGCAGAAGUAGCAAAAAUGGAACAAGAUGUUAUAAAUUUGAAAAACCAUACUACUCAAUAUAAAGUACUGAAAGAUGAAGAGAUAAAACAAAAAGCCAUGAAGACAUAUAUGGAUAGCGAUGAGUAUAAAAAAGAAGUUGAAGCAAAUGUAAAGGCAGAAAAACUUUUACAGUUGCAAAACCAAACCGAGUUAGUAUGGCUAAGUCGUGUACUGAGGCACUGCGCGCCUCCGUACACCACUUAA